Molecule: messenger RNA, 912 nt
Organism: Diceros bicornis minor
Lineage: Eukaryota; Metazoa; Chordata; Mammalia; Perissodactyla; Rhinocerotidae
Gene: SLX9
Product: SLX9 ribosome biogenesis factor
Exons: 6
Coding region: 331-723 (130 amino acids)
Biological process (GO): maturation of SSU-rRNA from tricistronic rRNA transcript (SSU-rRNA, 5.8S rRNA, LSU-rRNA)
Cellular component (GO): nucleolus; preribosome, small subunit precursor; 90S preribosome
Source: RefSeq, a predicted model, not a curated record
AGGGAGGGUCCCCGCUUAGUGAGAAAAUGAGCAGACUGGAGAGACCCUGUGCCUCCGGCGAUCACCCCUCUGUCCCCCCGGGCCCAGCCCUAAGCAGCCACGGAUCCACUUCCCGUGCCCGUUCCGGACGCUUCACGUGGAUGGAGGCGUGGGUUGCGGCCUUCGCGUUUGGCUUCCUGGACCUAGCACGAGGUUUUCCAGGAGUGGGCUUUCGUGAACACUGAUAUCUUUGCCAGGACCAAGAUCGACCCCAGUGCCUUGGUGCAGAAGCUGGACCUGGACGCCAGGAGCGUUACUUCCAUCAGGAAAGGCACAGAGGCGAAGGCUGUUAUGCCCAAGAAGGAGAAACUGAAGCUGAGACGCGAGAGGUGGCUGCAGAAAAUCGAAGCCCUGAAGCUGGUGGAGCAGGAGCGCAGGGCAGAGCGGAGGCGCAGGGCCACCGUGGUGGUGGGGGACCUGCAGCCCCUGAGGGACGCCCUCCCCGAGCUGCUGGAGCUGGGGGCCGGUGGCAGGCGGCAGCCCACCAGAGGCCGGGCAGGCAGCAAGCCACGACCAGCCGAGCUGAGCCGGAUGAGUGCGGCGCAGAGGCUCCAGCUCCUCGAGGAAGAAAGGACCCGCUUUCGGGAGCUGCUGGCCAGUCCAGCCUAUAGAGCCAGCCCCCUGCUGGCCAUCGGGCAGCAGCUGGCCCAGCAGAUGCAACUGGACCGUGGCGCGCAGCCCUGACCCGGCCCGGGGGCAUGCCUGGAGCUCCGAGGACGCACACAAGGUGCCCAGAGAGGGCCGACUCCUCACCGUCGUCACUCUGAGCCUGGUGGACAGCCAGCGCACCGCCACCUGGUUCUUUUUCAGUUAUUAGGGAAUGGGUAGGGGCAGAGCCCCCUGCAAGGAUGAAUAAAUGCUGGAUAAACUCAG